GAGCGCUAAGUCCAGAUGGGGGCGAUGUCCGCUUUAUCAUUAGACCAGAGUAAAGUCCCAGAGCUCUGCAAGCGUGCAGGACUACAGAUGUGAAACCAUUCAAAGAUACAAACAACUGAUUUAGCACACAUUACCUCCUAUCUUUCCUCUUUAACGGACAUAAAUAUGAAAACAUGGUAGUUAAAACGAGAAAACCAAACGCCAAGGACCAAAGCAGCGAGAAAGACAGGAGUCAAUCCGUGUCUGGCAAAAACAGGCGUGGAAAAGAUGGCAAAGGCUCGGCUAACCAGAGUAAAAACGGACUCUUUACUGGGUUCAUAAGAAACAAACUGGGCUUGAGUCCGUCCGGCUUCGUAAGAGGAAUAACGGUGUUGAUUCUCGCUUUUAUUGUGGGAUUUUUACACUGGUAUCAUCUCUCAUAUCUAUUUGAAAAUGACAGACACUUUUCACACAUGUCAUCACUGGAGAAGGAAAUGGCUUUUCGAACGGAGAUGGGGCUGUAUUAUUCAUAUUUCAAAACCAUCAUUGAGGCUCCUUCUUUCAUGGAUGGUCUUUACAUGAUUAUGAACGACAGACUCACUGAAUACCCUCUGGUGAUAAACACUUUAAAAAGAUUCAACUUGUACCCUGAGGUGGUCUUGGCCAGCUGGUACAGAGCAUACACUAGCACAAUGAAUGUGUUUGGAGUCCCUACCAAGUUGUGUUGGACCAUCAACAGAGGGGAAGGGCUCGAUCCUGUGGAGAGUUGUGAAGGUUUGGGGGACCCUGCCUAUUUUUAUGUCACUUUUGUGUUCCUCCUAAAUGGGGCAAUGAUGAGCCUGUUCUUCAUUUAUGGAACAUAUCUGAGUGGUAGUCGACUGGGUGGCACCGUGACCGUUUUGAGUUUCUUCUUUAACCAUGGGGAGAGCACGCGAGUCAUGUGGACUCCUCCCCUCAGAGAGAGCUUCUCCUAUCCCUUCCUGGUUCUCCAGAUGCUUCUCCUCACACACAUUAUACGGACAAGGAACCCAUGCAAAAAUACUAUGAUGGCUUUGGGUAUCUCCAAUGUGUUGUUCAUGUUACCCUGGCAGUUUGCUCAGUUUGUAUUACUUACCCAGGUUGCCUCCCUUUUUGUUACGUACAUCCUGGGUUAUCUGAGCCCUGCGAAAAUGCAGUCCCUCAUAGUCACACACAUGAUCUCAUUAGGCGUCUGUUUCCUUUUGAUGUUUGGGAAUUCAAUGCUGCUGACGUCCUUCUAUGCAUCUUCACUGGUGUCUAUCUGGGGCAUUAUUUCUCUCAGAGACAGUUUUGUGGCUACAUUUAAACCCGGACUCUUUACGUGGAUCAUGCAGUGCCUCGCAUGGGUGGUCUCCACCGUCAUCCUGAAGUUCAUGCUCUCUGUGAUUUUGGGGGCAUCGGAUGAUGCUCAUAUCAGCAGUCUGAUCAAAUCCAAGUUCACAAGCUACAAAGACUUUGACACAAUGAUGUACACAUGUGCAGCAGAGUUCGACUUCAUUGAAGCAGAGACUCUUUUCCGAUAUGUCAAAACCUUGCUGCUUCCAGUUAACCUGGUGAUUGUGGGAUUCAUCGCUGGAUGGACUAUACAAGACCUCAUUCUGUUUCUCAGAAACAAAAGGACAGCCAAGUCAGAAGAUGAUGAAACAGAGCAGACUCGGGUCUUGGCAAAGGGCGUGCUGGUGUAUCACAGUCUGCAGCUGUUGGCGUUUGCAGUGUUGGCUGUGCUCAUCAUGAGACUGAAGCUCUUCCUCACUCCUCACAUGUGUAUCAUGUCCUGUUUAAUCUGCUCCAGACAGGUGUUUGGCUGGCUAGGAGAGAAGUUUAAACACCAGAUGAUAGUUGUUGGAAUAUUGUCCAUGAUGACGGUUCAAGGAGUCUCCAACCUUCAGAGUCAAUGGGGCAUUAUUGGAGAAUUCAGUAACUUUCCGCAAGAAGAACUUCUGGAGUGGAUCAAGGAGAACACGAGCCCUAAUGCUGUGUUUGCCGGUGCCAUGCCCACCAUGGCAAGUGUAAAACUGUCCACUGGCAGAGCCAUCGUCAAUCACCCACAUUAUGAGGAUGCAGGAUUAAGAGAACGAACAAAGAUGGUAUAUGCCAUGUACAGCCGAAAGCCAGCUGAGGUAGUAAAGAGGAAUCUGAUAAAGCUUCAUGUGGAUUACUUCAUCCUAGAGGACUCGUGGUGCACAAGACGAACCAAGCCUGGUUGCAGUAUGCCUGAGAUCUGGGAUGUGGAGGACCCACAAAACGCAGGAAAAGUGCCACUUUGUACCCUGAUGUCGAAGGAUUCUCGUCCGCAUUUCCCCACCGUCUAUUACAACAGCAUUUACAAAGUCCUUCGAGUUCCCAAAACAAUGAAGGAUAUCAGAUAACAGCUGUUUAUUCGUUCAAAAAGUAUUUGAACCUACUGUUUUUGCGGUCUUUGAUACGUGCGUGUGUGUGUGUGUAUAUAUACAAGCAGCGAUUAUUUUUGUAAAGGUCAAUCCUGUUUUUCUUGAGACCUGCUAGUAUCGGUUUUAUUUUGAUAAGAUAUAACAGAUGUUUAAACUGUGGUGAAUCUGAUCGUUCACUGCAGAUCAUCGGUCAGUAUUGGAUAUACACACUUUCCUUGACCAUCUGCUUGAAAUGUAAGUAUUUAUUUUGUUAGGACGACUGUGAUCUUUGACAUCCUUGAUGCUGCUGUUUGUCAGUUUCAUGUGUCUUUCAUAGGAGAAAAGAUUUCAUCGUUUACAAUAAUCGUCUAGCUUGUACUCAUGCAUUUUAGGCCUGACCUGUGGAUAUUUUUAAAUCUUUGGAGCCCUUUUAUGGUUAAAGUAAAAAAAAUCAUUUUUGGCUAAUUCUGUCAUACCGAAGUGACCUACAGAAAAGUUAUAUCUAUGCUUAUAGGAUUCUAAAAGUUUACAGUGUUAUUUAAAUCUACCAAUUUGUACUGUAAAUAAACUGCUUGUACAUUUCCUUUUACUUCAAGGUUUAAUUUGCGGUAAUCAUGGUCAAGUUUGUGAAAUAGUAGUUUGAAACAAUUAAAGAUAACUUCAAGCACAGAGGAAUUUUUACUUGUAGCAGGCCAUGUUUACCUUUUAAACUCUUUCAUUCCAUUACAUUUCAAUGUCACUUUAUCAAGGUUUAUAUUAUCAGUGUUAUUCUCAUGUCUCAUCUGUCAAUGCAAUACAGAAUCCAGAUGUCUGAAUAUUUCUUGAUGUCAUGGCUUUAGUGGUCUUAAUAAUAAUUACACAGUAUUCACUGCCAUAGAUAUUCAUUUGUACUAUGUGUUCUUAUUUUAUUUUAAAGUGUCCUUUACAUUUCAAGGAGAUCCCUGAAAUUGUACAUUCAGUGUUGGGGGUGAUACAUGUGUAUAUGUUCACUGUCUUUGGGGACUUUUUCUUUUUUCUUCCGUCUUAUAUUUGGUUUAGCUAUACUG
Misgurnus anguillicaudatus (oriental weatherfish) is the source of this 3412-nucleotide messenger RNA. Lineage: Eukaryota; Metazoa; Chordata; Actinopteri; Cypriniformes; Cobitidae. The record is from RefSeq and is a predicted model, not a curated record.